AAGACCGACAUUUCCUCCCAUUUUUUUAACCUCAACUUUGAUGCUAACCACAAAACACAACCCUCUUUCCAUUUCAGUCGGCAAUUCUGAAGCUCUUAGAAAAAGUCAAAUCAUUUUGAGAAAAAACAAAAAAGUAAUUAUUAGUUUCUUUUUCAUUUAGACUUAGGAGCUGAAAUCACCUUGAAUCUCAAAAUAUUUUCAUUCAUCAGAGGAAAAAAAAAAAAGAAAACUGUUUAUUGAAUUUUGUUGAAGGUAGUGAUUUGAUUGCGUAACCCAUUUUUGUUCAAGUUUUUUCUUUGAUCCUUCAAUGGAUUCUGACUUCUGGACCUCGCGUCUUGCCGCCGCCAAACGCCAGUACACGCUUCAGCAUCACCACCCAAGUUCCCAUUUAGAUCGGUUAGGAAUCGAUGACUUUGAUGUGGAAGAAGAGGUGCGACCCGAUUUCCCGUGUCCCUAUUGUUAUGAAGACUUUGACAUCGUGUCUUUGUGUUCUCAUCUUGAAGACGAGCAUUCAUGUGAAUCAAAAGUCACGAUUUGUCCUAUAUGCUCAGUUAAAGUUGCACGGGACAUGUUGAGUCACAUAACGCUGCAACAUGGGCACUUGUUUAAGGUACAGAGAAGGCGCAGGUUAAGAAGAGUUGCUAUUCCAAAUAGUCAGACAUUGUCACUUUUGGGUCGAGAUCUUCGUGAGGCUCAUUUACAGGUGCUUCUUGGUGGCGGCGGUGGCGGUGGAUAUCGGUCAAACAGUGCCACAGUAUCUAAUGCAGCUACUGAUCCAUUCCUAUCCUCUUUUAUUUUGAAUUUCCCUGCUUGCGAAGCAGAAGAAAUUUCGAAAUCUGUAGUAACAAGUGCUGAAGAUUCUUCUUCAAGGAAUACGGCACCUUCGCAUAUUUGGAAAUCAAGUUUUGAUCCCUCCUUGAGUAUUGAAGAGCGGGAGAAAAGGAUAAAACAAGCUGCUGGAAGAUCUGGUUUUGUGCAGGAUUUGUUUCUUUCAACUUUAUUAGGCGACUAAUGGAAACUGUGAGUUGCUUAGAAAAGAAUAAUCAGACAUGAGAUCCAUCCUUUAGGAUCUUGAUGAUAGAUACCUCCAGCGGGAUAGGGUGGUUAUUUGGUAAUCGAUGUUAGCCCAAGUGGGAUAUUUGUGGCAGUGGCACCUUUGACAAAGUGCUGAAUCUGAUGAUAGUUAUCCUUAUCCAUUUAUCCCAUACUUGUAAGCAUCUUCACUAGAGAUGUAUUACUUUCUUUUCUUUUUUUUAAAAAAAGUUUUCUAGCUUAUGGAAAGACUUAUAUUUUGUUAUAUUGGCAUUAUGAUUCCUUUAGUAAUGAGAACACAGAGGACCCUUAUGCUUCG
Molecule: messenger RNA, 1351 nt
Organism: Gastrolobium bilobum
Lineage: Eukaryota; Viridiplantae; Streptophyta; Magnoliopsida; Fabales; Fabaceae
Product: protein DEHYDRATION-INDUCED 19-like
Exons: 5
Coding region: 308-1012 (234 amino acids)
Source: RefSeq, a predicted model, not a curated record